UUUGUAUUUGAUAACGGAUAAGGAAGGAAACGUGGAUGAAGAAAUGAGCGGGACUUCUGUUUCGGCGUCUGCUUCGAGCAGCAGAGAAGAAAGGAGAAGAAGAAGAGCGAACUCAGCGUCACCGUUGAAGGAGCGAUCCAAAUCUUCUUCAUCUAAGUUAUCUUCUGCUUCAUCCAAACCAACCCACUCACCCUCUGCCACACUCCUUGAUCUCGACGACGACUCCACCUCUCUCUUUCGUGAUUAUCCCCAUUCUAACCCUAACCCUCGAAGCUUCCCUCACAUCGUCAAACAGAAAUGCUGGGAAAAGGCCGACAAAGUCAAAGGCCGAGACCCCGAUCGCUGGCGCAGGGACGCCCUCGGCAACAUUGUUUUUCGCAAGCUCUUAGGUUGCCCUGGUUGUCUUUGUCACGACUACGAUCACAUUCUCCCUUACUCUAAGGGGGGAGAAAGCACACUGGAAAAUUGUCAAGUAUUGCAAGCAACAGUUAAUCGUGCAAAAGGUAAUCGAACAGAGAUCUCCAAAGCUGAACUUACUCAAAAAAGUUCAUAUUGCAGGGUUUCAGAUCGUGAUAUGGAUCUUCUGGAACUGUCAGCCUAUGGCAAUGUCCGGCGUGGACCAGAUUCUGGGGGAUGUAGAAUCCAAUGAACAUUUAUAUUCAUAUUAACUUAAGAUUGAUUCCCAAAUGGGGGUUUGAACAUGACUUGUAUAUCACGAACAUGGAAGGAUCCAUUUCUUCAUAGCAUUUUUUUAUAAAAACAUUAUAACUACCUUUUAUUGCAUUUAAUAUUGAUUGGAAGUAUAUUU
Abrus precatorius (Indian licorice) is the source of this 808-nucleotide messenger RNA. RefSeq lists its product as uncharacterized. The coding region runs from base 44 to 649 and encodes 201 amino acids. Lineage: Eukaryota; Viridiplantae; Streptophyta; Magnoliopsida; Fabales; Fabaceae. The record is from RefSeq and is a predicted model, not a curated record. Gene Ontology annotation, molecular function: zinc ion binding; endonuclease activity; nucleic acid binding. The transcript is spliced from 4 exons.